Aphidius gifuensis is the source of this 1527-nucleotide messenger RNA. It is a transcript of the gene eIF2Bgamma, whose product is annotated as translation initiation factor eIF-2B subunit gamma. Gene Ontology annotation, molecular function: guanyl-nucleotide exchange factor activity; translation initiation factor activity. The record is from RefSeq and is a predicted model, not a curated record. The transcript has 4 exons. NCBI's taxonomy places the organism in Eukaryota, Metazoa, Arthropoda, Insecta, Hymenoptera, Braconidae. The coding region runs from base 73 to 1437 and encodes 454 amino acids. Gene Ontology annotation, biological process: cytoplasmic translational initiation; biosynthetic process. Gene Ontology annotation, cellular component: guanyl-nucleotide exchange factor complex; eukaryotic translation initiation factor 2B complex.
AAAAAAACAAAAAACAAACAAACAAACAACAUUGUUCUCCCAGCUAAAUUAAAUAAUAAAUAAUCAUUAAAAAUGGUUAAAUACAUUGAAUUUCAAGCAGUUGUACUUGCUGGUGGAAAAGGAUCAAGAAUGACUGAAUUAACAGCAGGUAAACCAAAGUGUCUUCUUCCAAUUCAUAAUAAUCCAAUGAUAUAUUAUCCAUUACGCUCACUUGAACGUGCUGGUUUUAAUGAUGCAAUAAUAAUUGUUAUUGAAUCAAUGAAACGUGAAAUAACAGCUGCUAUUGAUAAAUUAAAUUUAUCAAUUAAAAUUGAAUAUAUUGGUAUACCAGAUGGUGAAGAUCUUGGUACUGCUGAUGCACUACGUUUUAUUGGUGAUAAAAUUAAUCAUGAUUUUGUUGUUGUAUCAUGUGAUUUAAUUGCUGAUAUUAAUAUAACAGAUAUACUCAAUUCAUAUAGAAUACAUAAUUCAAGUUUAACAGCAUUAAUGUUAUCAUCACCAAAAGUACCAAGUACAUUUAUAACACCUGGACCAAAAAGUAAACAAAAACCAGAAACAGAUUUAAUUGGUAUUGAUAAUAAUACAAAUAGACUUGUAUUUCUUGCAUCAGCAUCUGAUUUUGAAGAAAAUAUUGAUAUAUCACAAAAAUUAUUAAGAAAACAUACUAGUUUUACAAUUCAUUCAAAACUCAUGGAUGCACAUUUUUAUGUUAUGAAUAAAUGGGUACUUGAUUUUCUCUUACAUAAUAAAAAAUUUGGUACAUUAAAAGGUGAAUUGUUACCAUACAUUGUUAGUAAACAACUUAGUAAACCACAAAAAAUAAUAAAUGAUGAUAAACAUGAGUCAAUUGUCAAGAUGAAUAUGAAAGAGGAUAUAUUUAGAUUUGCUGUUGAAAAAUUGUAUGAUGCUGAAAUUAGAAAAAUGUCAGCUUUCAAUGAUCAUGGCUAUGAUCUUGCUGAUACUUAUCAUCGAGAUCCAAUAAGAUGUUAUGCACAUAUCAUCAAGGAUCAAUUUGGUCUUCGUGCAAAUACUGUACAAAUGUAUAGUUAUGCAAAUAGCAUGCUUCCUGAAUUGUCAUUUUGUAAUAUUACAAAUAAUCCAAUUUCUCCAUUGGCUGUUGUUAAAAGUACACAAAUUGCUGAUUGUAAAAUUGACGAAGGAACUACGGUUGGAGAAAAAACAUCAUUGAAACAUAGUCAUAUUGGUCCCAGCUCAAUAAUCGAAUCAAAAACUCGUAUCUCUGACAGUGUUAUCAUGGGAAAUGUUACAAUUAAACAAAGAUGCAAUAUACAAAAUAGUAUUUUGUGUAAUGGAUGUGUUAUUGAGGAAGGAACUGAAUUAAAAAAUUGUCUUGUUGGAGCUCAGCAUGUUGUUGGAUCUGAAGAAAAUCAUUCUCGUGAAGUUUUAACUGAUUUAGAUAGAUUAAUGGAAAUAUAAUAAAAUAAUUUCUUUUUUUUUUUUAUAAAUUUGAUUAUAUAUAAUUUAUUUUUUUUAAUUUAAAGAUUUUUAAUAAAAUUAUUAUAAACU